Messenger RNA from Paramecium tetraurelia, 834 nucleotides. RefSeq lists its product as uncharacterized. The transcript is spliced from 3 exons. Lineage: Eukaryota; Ciliophora; Oligohymenophorea; Peniculida; Parameciidae. The record is from RefSeq and is a predicted model, not a curated record.
UUUAAAUAUUCAAGGAUGUCAGAUAAUGGUAGUGAAGAGAAUUCAACUAGUAGUCGUGAAAUUGAUGUGGAAUCAAUAGCAGUCAAACUAUAUGUUGAAUUAAUAGAUGGCAGGGAUCCAAUGUUGAAUUAUAUUGAGUACUUCCCAGAGUUUGAUCUGAGUAAAAUUUAGUAGCCCAAUGGAAUCAAUAUCUUCAAAUUGACAAGCAAACUUAAGGAAUUAGGCAUAUAAUUGGAGGGACGCACAAUUUCCUAUUAUAGUUUCAAUUGUGAAAUGUAUAUAAAUUGUGGAUUGGACCCUGUGCAUUAUUCUUAUGUGAUGUCAUUGAAUGAAAUUAAAUAAACGAACUAAUUACGCAUUAAGUGCAUUCAGACUGGGAUUUCACUCAUUCACUUAGUGAUGUCCGAGGAAAUGAAUGAGAAAGUUAAUAAAAUGAAAGAGUAGGAAGGCAAUGAACAAUAAUAAUAACAGUAAAAUUAAGGAUAGGAGAAUCAAAAGCAGUGUAGAAGAACAAAGGAGAGGAGAAUUGGAUACAUUAUUGAAAAAGUUUAAAAAUGGAGGGAAUAUUAUAAUGGUAUUACAAUAGAUGGUGGGAGUAAGCGAUUUACUCUUGAGGAGGCUGCUCAAAAAGUUAAUAUCUCUAAAAAGAGUUUAGAUGAUUAUUUACUGCAGAUACGAUAUGGAAGAAAAUUCGGCUUUAAUUUUAAUGAGCAUAAAAAUGAGAAGGUUGGAGUCUUGAGAGCAUUUGUCAAGAAGAACAAUUCAACUAAGAAGAAGAAGGUAAAAUAGGAAUGAUUACCAAGUUUAAAAUAUCAAUUAGUUAAUUUAUCAUCA